AAGUAAAAAGUAACGAGUUAGACUAAAAAAAUAAAAAAAUAAAAAAAUAAAUAAAUAAAUAAAUAAAUAAAUAAAUAAAAGAACGCCGGUCCUGUGGCCGUGCGAAGAGGAGUUGCAAGUAGAAAGUAAAAAAAAAUUAAAAAUUAAAAAAAAUUCUAAAAAAAAAUAAAAUAAAGUAAAAUAAAAGCGUGGCUCGGUUAGGUCGACGAGGAGUGUAAUCGUGCCCCUUUUGUUUCAUUGCCUCUGUUAUAAAGGAGCUAAAAGAGACGAACGAGACGCUGAAGAGCCUACAGACGAGGUUGGAGCUGGCGUACGCAUCGACAGCGUCGUCUGGUGCACCGGUCGCCGGUGGAGGAGCACUCGGAGGGCUAGGUAGCGUAUCGUGCGGGGGUACGGGAAUCAGCGGUACCGUCCUAGGAGGUAGCGUGGCGGUUCCAGGCGGCGUGCCCGGUAGCACCACCCUGACGGCCAUCAUGGAGACGAAAGAUGCCCGGAUACAAACGUUGGAGAAGGAGGUAGCACUAUUGGAAACGGAGUUACAGCGUAUCAAGGAGUGCGGUGGUAGAUUGAGGGAGCAGUUGUUGAAAGCCACCGCCGUGCCAAGCGGCGGUGACAUGCAACAGCUUCAACAACAAUUUCAGCAGCAACAGCAACAACAACAACAGCAAAUACAGCAGCAACAGCAGCAACAACAACAACAACAACAACAAUUAGGUUUAUCAAAUGUCACAAGUGGCGUUACGGGUAUCGAGCAACAAGCUCAACAGGGAUUGGUGACGGCCUUGGGUGGUCCACAACAGUCCGGCACGUUGGCCCUGGCCAGGGGACCGUCCGUGAUGACCUCCCUGGUACCGUACGGUCACUCGUCGUCCACGGCACUAACCACUCCGUUGCUUGCCGGUUCGACAGGUGGGACCUUGAGCGGGAGCAGCGGGGUCGGCAUCCUUGGCGGCGGUUCCUCGUGCCUGGCCGGCAUCUCGUCGGGCACCACCACUGGCGUGGUCAAUCCCUAUACCGAUCGUUACUCCGAUCAUCACCUUCAUCCCCAUCAGCUUCACCAUCAUCAGCAUCACCAUCAUCAUCAUCUCCAUCAGCAGCAGCAACAACAACAACAGCAGCAGCAACAUCAACAGCAUCUAUUGCAGCAGCACCAGCAACAUCAGAUCCAGCAGCACUUAAGGCAAAUAGAGCCAGCGGCCGCAGGAGCCUUGGCGCUCCAUGCCCACACCUUCAACAAACACGACCUGAACUUCAAACGGCAAGUAAGUUUCUUCAUCAACAACGUGCGCAUCGAAAAGAACGACGCCGUCUAGGGAGGUGGGAGGUGCCGCGCGGAAUUUGGACGACACCUUUGAUAACCUUUGAACCCUGGCUACCACACGUUGGCUAACACCGUUUCUUCGUUUUCUUCGACGUCCGCUGAGUUCUCUCUCGCGCGCUUCCGCUCGCUCCCCCCGAAACCCCCUCUUCUCUUCGGCUUUUCGAAUCUCUACGGAGGAGCAUGAUGAUGAUGAUGAUGAUGAUGAUGAUGAUGAUGAUGAUGAUGAUGACGACUGAGUAGCAUCUGGAGCAUGAUCUAACACUUAAGUUUUAAAUUAUAUCGAUGACACACACAUCGUGCCUGCUCCUCUCUCGUUUCAUCGAAUUCAAGAUAUAUAAAGGGACGGAGAGAAAUUGGAAAACAAAAAGAAAGAAAUAGAAAGAGAAAGAAAAAGAGAGAGAGAGAAAGAAAGAAAGAGAGAGAAGGAGAAUGAAAUACUAACUACUCCCCUUAACGACGAAUGCCUGGGAAAUAAUCGGAAAUAAUCAAUCAAGUCUAUCCGAUGAUAUUCCUUCUAUAUAUCUCAUAUAAAAUAUGUACAAUAAAAAAUGAAAGAAAAGAGAGGGGAUGGAAACAGAAGGAAGAGAAAAAAAGAAAGAGAAAGAGAGAGAGAGCAUCGCUGAGAAGCUGCGUGACGUCGUCGUUGUCGUCGUCGUCGUCGUCGCUUUCACAGAUAUCGAAGCAUCUCGUGGGUCUUCGCCAUAUAUGUCCUAUUCCUCCCGAUCUUUUCUUCCAAUCCAACCGUUAUCACUAAACAGUCUUGCCCUCCCCCAAGAACCUGUACCCCUCAAACUCCCCCAAAGAAUAAAUUGCCUAUAUCGCUACGAAUUGACGAAAAAAAGGCCGAUUCUUUGACGAGAGAAUAGAUAUUAUCUAUAAGACAUAUACAUAUAUAUAUAAAUAUAUACAUAUAUAUAAGUAUAUAUAUAUAUAUAUAUAUAUAUAUAUAUUAUAUAUUUACGAAUUACACACACGCAAUAUGGAAUUGAUAAAUCCUUUAUCUUCUUUUUAACGAAAAGAACAUGCUCCUCGAAAGAGUACAAAGUAUAUAUAUAUA
Messenger RNA from Vespa velutina, 2378 nucleotides. RefSeq names its product DNA N6-methyl adenine demethylase-like. The transcript has a single exon. Bases 474 to 1313 code for a protein of 279 amino acids. NCBI's taxonomy places the organism in Eukaryota, Metazoa, Arthropoda, Insecta, Hymenoptera, Vespidae. The record is from RefSeq and is a predicted model, not a curated record.